This is a messenger RNA of Pseudogymnoascus verrucosus, 1512 nucleotides long. RefSeq lists its product as uncharacterized. Gene Ontology annotation, molecular function: manganese ion binding; metalloaminopeptidase activity. The transcript is spliced from 3 exons. Bases 1 to 1512 code for a protein of 503 amino acids. Gene Ontology annotation, cellular component: mitochondrion. NCBI's taxonomy places the organism in Eukaryota, Fungi, Ascomycota, Leotiomycetes, Thelebolales, Thelebolaceae. The record is from RefSeq and is a predicted model, not a curated record.
AUGAGGUUACGGACUGCUGCAUUACGGCAAUUGAGCCGGGGAGCGUUAUGUCCUACUUCAUCGAGGACGGCAUCAUGUCUUGCAGCACGAACGGCGCCAUUGCUCACCAUUUCACAAAGAGGCCAGUUCCAGCCUCGUAGAGGCUACGCUUCUGUUUCCGCUGCAGAAUGCCAGUUUGGCCAGCCUGUGCACGAGACACAUCCUCACAUACUCGCCGCUGGAGAAUUGACGCCUGGCAUAUCCGCCCAAGAAUACCACGAGAGACGAGCGAAGCUGGCCGCAAGCCUUCCUGAAAAUGCUAUUGCCAUUCUCCCAUCCGCCGACCUCAAAUACCGAUCGGGCGCUGUAUUCUACGAAUUCCACCAAGAAUCCGACUUCUUAUACUUGACUGGAUUCAACGAGCCAGAGGCUGUUGCUGUCAUACAAAAGAUAGGCAAGGAUGACGAUUAUAUAUUCCACCUCUUCCUACGACCAAAGGAUGCUGCGGCAGAGCAAUGGGAAGGCGCCAGAUCUGGGGAACAGGCCGCAAUAGACGUAUUCAAUGCGGACAAGUCUGGAGACAUAAAAAAUAUUUCGAAGCUAUUGUCCCCUCUAAUAGCUAGCGCCAGCCAGGUAUAUGCGGAAUCAUCCAGCACUAAGUCGAUCUUUUCAAAGUUCUUCUCCGCCAAGAAUACGGCCGAAGACAGCUUCUUUGGAUUGCUCAAGGAUGCCAAUGUGAGACCCAUUAGGCCCGUUCUGAAUGAUCUAAGGGUAUUCAAAAGUGAGGCUGAGAUUAAAAACAUGCGUCUGGCAGGCAAACUCUCUGGAAGAGCUUAUACCAACGCCAUGCGUCAACAAUGGACAAAGGAGAAAGACCUUUGUGCAUAUCUGGAGUACCAGUUCAAAGCACAAGGCUGUGAUGGCUCCGCAUACGUCCCCGUUGUUGCAGGAGGCAUAAAUGCGAAUAGCAUACACUACGUUCGAAACGAUGACGCUCUAGGCGAGAACGAUUUAGUCUUGAUAGACGCUGGCGGGGAGUACGGCGGGUACAUAACGGACAUCACCCGCACAUGGCCCGUUUCCGGAAAGUUCUCCUCGCCACAGAAAGACCUCUACGAGGCGAUCUUGACCGUACAAAGGUCCAGCGUCGCUCUCUGCAGAGAAGACGCGAACCUGUCGCUAGACCAAAUCCACCGCCUUACCGAACAAGGCCUCCGAAAGCAACUAGAAGAGAUAGGAUUUGACCUCCGUGGAAACGCGAUGGAGGUCCUCUUCCCUCAUCACGUUGGACAUUACGUCGGACUUGAUGUGCACGACUGCCCUGGUUUCCCACGAAGCGGUGUAUUGAAAACGGGGCAGUGCGUCACUAUAGAGCCGGGAAUAUAUGUCCCGAAUGAUGAUCGGUUCCCCGCGCAUUUCCGCGGUAUUGGAAUACGGAUUGAAGAUAGCGUGUGUGUCCAGAAGGACACCGCGCUUGUAUUAACGACGGAGGCUGUCAAGGAGGUGGUGGAUAUCGAAGCACUCCGUGAUUAA